AUGACUGUCAUCAUUGCUCACGGUCCGGCCCCGGCCUCCCCGCCCCUUGGCCCGCCCACCAGCCGUCGGAGGCGGAGCCGGGCGGCGGGACGGGGCGGCCGGGGUGCUGAGGGGACCAGGACGACCGGCUGUUCCCCUCAGCACACCCGCUCCCUCCCUCCGGCUGGGUGUCGGCCCAUGCCGCCGAGGGACACCAACGGUCGGGACCCCGGAGGCUGCCGGGAAAAGGAGGCCCCCGCUGAGGCCGGUUCUGCUCGGGCCCCGGAGGCUGCCGGGAAAAGGAGGCCCUCGCUGAGGCCGGUCCUGCUCGGGGCCCGGAGGCUGCCGGGAAGAAGCUGGUUCUGCUCGGGCCCCGGAGGCUGCCGGGAAAAGGAGGCCCUCGCUGAGGCCGGUGCUGUUCGGGCCCGGAGGCUGCCGGGAAAAGGAGCCCCCCCCCCCCGAGGCCGGUUCUGCUCGGGGCCCAGAGGCUGCCGGGAAGAGGCCAAGUCCUGCUCAGGGCCCGGAGGCUGCCGGGAAAAGGAGGCCCUCGGUGAGGCCGGUGCUGUUCGGGCCCGGAGGCUGCCGGGACAAGGAGGCCCCCCCCUGAGGCCGGUUCUGCUCGGGGCCCAGAGGCUGCUGGGAAGAGGCCAAGUCCUGCCCAGGGCCCGGAGGCUGCCGGGAAAAGGAGGCCCCACCUGAGGCCGGUUCUGCUCG
Messenger RNA from Tachyglossus aculeatus (Australian echidna), 693 nucleotides. RefSeq names its product collagen alpha-2(I) chain-like. The coding region runs from base 1 to 678 and encodes 225 amino acids. The transcript has 3 exons. NCBI's taxonomy places the organism in Eukaryota, Metazoa, Chordata, Mammalia, Monotremata, Tachyglossidae. The record is from RefSeq and is a predicted model, not a curated record.